This is a messenger RNA of Didymosphaeria variabile, 705 nucleotides long. RefSeq lists its product as uncharacterized. NCBI's taxonomy places the organism in Eukaryota, Fungi, Ascomycota, Dothideomycetes, Pleosporales, Didymosphaeriaceae. The transcript is spliced from 4 exons. The coding region runs from base 1 to 705 and encodes 234 amino acids. The record is from RefSeq and is a predicted model, not a curated record.
AUGGACCCGUCUCUGAGCUGGAAGCUCCUGUGCAAGAACAUGCACGACCAGAAAACAGACAGCAAUACAAUCCCCGAAUACUUCACUAGCAGCGACGUCCGUGAGACUCGUGUCUUUGGCUCCUACUACCCCGAGACGUCCGACCGCUCCUACAGUCAGGUUGCCCAGGCUGUCACCCGUCUCUACGGCGCCGGUGUCCGCCAGCUCAACAAGCGCGGCGAGCCCGUUGACGAGAAGACCGGCCAGUAUCUUGGCCGCCCUAUGAAGGAAGGUGACUACCACCACGAUCUCGACAUCACCGCCGACAAGUUCGCCAUGGAUGGAUCCUGCACCGUUCACUGCUUCAUUGGCAGCUCUGGCAACAGCACCUCCAACUCCCCGCCCCCCAAGUUGAUUGGCGUGUUCUAUCUGCAACGAGAUGACGUCUCGCUUCGCCGAGCGCGCACGCAGGCAGCCAUUGCAGCAGGAUUCGGGCGGACUGAGAGCCUCGAUUCCGCGAUGCGUGGAUCGGGCGCAAACUAUAGUUCAAUUGUGUACAGACACCGACGCUGGGUCGAAAGUUUCGCUCAGAGCUGGCUGAGUGAUCAUAUUGAGGCAUUUGAGGACGAGAUCCUUAGACAGCAGCCAGCCAAUGCAGAGUCUUUAUUGAACACGCUCUCGGACCUCAAGAACAAGAUCAGCGACAUGACGAUUCCGGAGGACUGA